UGGGACUGAGGUGGAGCCUGAGGACCCUCGCCUUGCUGUGGCGCAGCCACCUCCUCCCGGCGUGCGCCUGGAGUUGGUGUGGGCAUCGGAGGAAGCAGAGAUACAGUAUUUAAUGAAAAAAACAUGCUUAAGGAGUAGAAAUGGCAGGCUUCCUAGAUAAUUUUCGUUGGCCAGAAUGUGAAUGUAUUGACUGGAGUGAGAGAAGAAAUGCCGUGGCUUCUGGGGUAGCAGGUAUAUUGUUUUUUACAGGCUGGUGGAUUAUGAUUGAUGCAGCUGUGGUGUACCCUAAGCCAGAACAGUUGAGCCCUGCCUUUCACACCUGUGGUGUAUUUUCCACAUUGGCUUUCUUCAUGAUAAAUGCUGUAUCCAAUGCUCAGGUGAGAGGUGACAGCUAUGAAAGCAGCUGUUUGGGAAGAACAGGUGCUCGAGUUUGGCUUUUUAUUGGUUUCAUGUUGAUGUUUGGGUCACUUAUUGCUUCCCUGUGGAUUCUUUUUGGUGCCUAUGUUACCCAAAAUACUGAUGUUUAUCCUGGACUAGCUGUGUUUUUUCAAAACGCACUUAUAUUUUUUAGCACUCUGAUCUACAAAUUUGAAAGAACUGAAGAGCUAUGGACCUGACAUCACUUCUUAAAUCACGUUUUCCUUUUGUUACAUUCUAUUUGUAGAUAAGUUUUUAUCUCUCAGUACUCAUUUGCCACAUGGAAUAGAUUAUAUAUUAAAUGUUUUCUUUCUUU
Nycticebus coucang (slow loris) is the source of this 733-nucleotide messenger RNA. RefSeq names its product transmembrane protein 50B-like. The transcript has a single exon. Gene Ontology annotation, biological process: late endosome to vacuole transport via multivesicular body sorting pathway; protein targeting to vacuole. The coding region runs from base 141 to 617 and encodes 158 amino acids. The record is from RefSeq and is a predicted model, not a curated record. Lineage: Eukaryota; Metazoa; Chordata; Mammalia; Primates; Lorisidae.